Acromyrmex echinatior (Panamanian leafcutter ant) is the source of this 343-nucleotide messenger RNA. RefSeq lists its product as uncharacterized. Gene Ontology annotation, biological process: regulation of transcription by RNA polymerase II. Gene Ontology annotation, molecular function: DNA-binding transcription factor activity, RNA polymerase II-specific; RNA polymerase II transcription regulatory region sequence-specific DNA binding; zinc ion binding. NCBI's taxonomy places the organism in Eukaryota, Metazoa, Arthropoda, Insecta, Hymenoptera, Formicidae. The record is from RefSeq and is a predicted model, not a curated record. Gene Ontology annotation, cellular component: nucleus.
AUGGAGGCUGCUCAUCAAGCAAUUGGUUUUCAAUUGUAUCAAAUAAAAAUUAAUCGCUCGGUGAGGCUGCAUAGACUGCAUUUCGAAAAUCAUAGAAAAAAAACUAUUACAACCUUUCAAUUGGAUGAGAAUACCGAUGCUACGACCGUUGCGACGAUUAAUCAACUUGGGAAUAUUGAGCAGGCUGGACUGUCGGAUAGUGGACAAGCGAUCGAAUUCAUGACUCAGGAUGGACAGAAGGUUCGCGUCUUAACAUCGUAUCCUAUCGAUCCGAUUCAGUUAGCUUCAGAAUAUCUAACUAUUGUAUAACGAAAGAAAAAUUAAUAAAUGCGUUCAUAAUCAA